UCGCGUGUCUGUUGUUGUUGUUGUUUGGCGAGGAAGGUUGGUGGUGGUCGCUGCGCUCUUGGUGUGGCUAGGGCCAGCGUAAGCGAGGUGCCACUAGCGUGUCCACUGAGCUGCGGCGCCUUCGCAAAAUCCAUCAACGCCAACUUUUGACGACACCACAUCGACAACUAACCACACAGCAGUCAAAGUGCGUAUACCUGGGUGGACUGCUGUUACUAUACUGACUAUAUCCCAGAUGGUCGCCGCUAAGAAGCAUGUCCCGAUCGUCAAGAAGCACCGCAAGCGCUUCAACCGCCACCAGUCGGACCGCUUUAUGUGCGUCGACCCCUCAUGGCGCAAGCCUAAGGGUAUCGACAACCGCGUCCGCAGGCGGUUCAAGGGCCAGGCUGCUAUGCCCAAGAUCGGAUACGGCUCCAACAGGAAGACCCGCCACAUGAUGCCCAGCGGCCACAAGGCCUUCGUCGUCAACAACGUCGCCGAUGUUGACCUCCUCCUCAUGCACAACCAGACCUUUGCCGCAGAGAUCGCCCACGCUGUAUCAGCACGAAAGCGCAUCGAAAUCAUCGCCAGGGCGAAGCAGAUCGGUGUCAAGGUUACCAACGGCAAGGCCCGCGUCAAGACCGAGUCGUAGAUGGGUGCGGAUUUUCACUUUGGGGCGGGGCAUACAAGGCGUCUCUCUGAUUAGUUAUGAUCUCAAUGGGAAGGCUUUUCAUCCUCUUCGGCUCACAGUACCCUUCGAUACGGUAUGGGGAGAGGCAUGCACUUCAAAAAGCAUUGCGACAUGUUACUGCGGAAUGACCAAAGAUAUCAAGGGACAGGAGCAGUAGGAAUGCAAUGAAAAAACGAGCCAAAA
Alternaria rosae is the source of this 853-nucleotide messenger RNA. RefSeq names its product 60S ribosomal protein L32-A. The record is from RefSeq and is a predicted model, not a curated record. The transcript is spliced from 6 exons. Gene Ontology annotation, biological process: translation. The coding region runs from base 236 to 631 and encodes 131 amino acids. NCBI's taxonomy places the organism in Eukaryota, Fungi, Ascomycota, Dothideomycetes, Pleosporales, Pleosporaceae. Gene Ontology annotation, cellular component: ribosome; cytosolic large ribosomal subunit. Gene Ontology annotation, molecular function: structural constituent of ribosome.